Molecule: messenger RNA, 741 nt
Organism: Penicillium digitatum Pd1
Lineage: Eukaryota; Fungi; Ascomycota; Eurotiomycetes; Eurotiales; Aspergillaceae
Product: copper acquisition factor BIM1-like domain-containing protein
Source: RefSeq, a predicted model, not a curated record
AUGAGCUUCACAAAAUCCAUAUCGCGAUGGGCUUCUGUCCUACUCCUACUGUGCUUGGGUCUGGCACAUGCCCACACCGUCAUCACUUACCCUGGUUAUCGAGGAAACAACCUCCACACCAACGGCACCGUUGCGCAAUCUAAUGGUCUCGGGGUUGCCUACGAUGUAAAGAAUGGCUCAUACAUAUUCCCAUACGGCAUGGAGUGGAUUUAUCCCUGUGGUGGCAUGCCCAGGUCGACCAACCGAACCAAGUGGCCCGUCAGCGGUGGUGCCGUCGCCUUCCAGCCGGGCUGGUUCCCAGGACACGCCACUGCCCUAAUAUAUAUCAAUCUCGGCUUUGGGGAAAUCCCCGAAAACAUGAGCCACCCCGUCGUCCCGCCCUUCCAGAUCGUCGGCCCGACCAACAACCCUUACCCCGGUACGGUGUGUCUGCCCCAGGUGCCCCUGCCAGCCAAUGUCUCCGUCAGCCCGGGUGACUAUGCCACGAUUCAGUUGGUCGAAACUGCCAAACAUGGCGCUUCGCUAUUCAAUUGCGUGGACAUUGAGUUCGCAGAAGAUGGUGAUCCGUCCGUGGAGACAGUGACUCGCGACAAUUGCUUCAACUCAUCGGACAUCAGCUUUGAGUACAUGUUCACCACCAGUUCCAUUGGUUCAGGUGCGGCGAUGCUACAGCCUCCGAAACUGUCAGCAGCGGCUGUCGCACCGCUAUUGCUGGCUGUCACCUUCGCCGUGUGCAUGUAA